AUGACUGAAGGGCCCUAUGUUGUCGGCGGCAUCGCCGUUCUGGUGGCGAUCCUAGCGACCGGUUCCAUCGCGGUUCCGAGGAAACUGGAGAGGAUCCGCAAGCUGGAACCCCCUCUGGAGGAUGCGGUGUAUGUUUUGUACCUUUGCUGCGGCUACGCCGGGUCUGCCUUCCUAGCUUGUGGACUGCUGCCGCUGAACCAAGUCAUCAUGGAUGACUACAGCAUGCGGAUAAGCUGCGCAUUCACCUGGUGGGGCGCUCUAUCCGGAGCUCUGGUCGUUGCGGCAAUCAACGCAGGUUUCGCGGCCAUUUCGCGGGUAGGAAUGGCCGUGCACGCUGCAAUUUCCAUGGGCAUCGCCGUUGUCACGUCCUUCUUGUGGGGCGUCCUGGUGAACAACGACCGCCUCGCGCUUCUCUGGGUGGACAUCCUCGCGGUUGUGUGCCUCAUCUUGGGAAGCAGCAUCUCUGCGUUCCCCAACGAAAUUGCCCGGUCCUGUCAAUCCUGCUGCCACACAGGCACUGCGCCAAAGGGCACGGAUCCUGAGGCACUCCUCGUGGAUGUCCCCGAAGCACGACCGCUCGUUGCGGAGGACGCGCAGCUUCUCCAGGACAAAAAGAUCAGCCACGCGUGCGGCUUGCUGCUUUGCGUCGUGUCUGGAGUCUGUGGAGGCCUGUCUCUGGGCCCCAUGUCCUUCGUCGCGGCAGAGGACAAAGGGAUUGCUUUCCUUCCGAGUUUUGCGACGGGCAUCAUCAUGGCAGCUGCAGUUGCCCUGUCGAUUCGGAUUCUCUGCGGCAAACACAAACCUGCGUGGCAUUUCCGAGCUGCUUUCCCGUACGGACUCCUUUCCGGAUUUCUCUACAUGGUGGCCAUCCUUGCCAUCAUCAUCGCCAUCCCAAGAAUAUCCUUCGCGGUCGCGUAUCCGUCGAAACAGACCGCCAUCGUCGUCAGCGGAUGCUGGGGCAUCCUGUUUUUCCGAGAACUGCGCGGCGGGGCAGUUGCGGUCUUCUCUCUCGGGAGCUGUCUCGUUCUCAUAGGCGUCGUCUUGCUUUCCAACUUCACGUAUCCAGAGCGUGUUGGAAUUCCUCCCAGUCUCCAACCGAGCGUCACUUGA
Messenger RNA from Neospora caninum, 1110 nucleotides. RefSeq lists its product as hypothetical. Gene Ontology annotation, cellular component: membrane. The transcript is spliced from 7 exons. The record is from RefSeq and is a predicted model, not a curated record. Lineage: Eukaryota; Apicomplexa; Conoidasida; Eucoccidiorida; Sarcocystidae. Gene Ontology annotation, molecular function: carbohydrate transmembrane transporter activity. Gene Ontology annotation, biological process: carbohydrate transmembrane transport. The coding region runs from base 1 to 1110 and encodes 369 amino acids.